CGUUCAACUAUAUUUCCCAACUCUUUCAACCACUUGCCAGUUUCGUAAGGUUAGCUCUGAGUAUAUUAAAUUGUAAUUGUAAACUUUAGUACACUUUGACAUUUGCUGCUCACUCAGUCAGUAAUUGACAGACACCACCCACUAUACAGCUUGUGCCUUUCUCCCACAUCACUUGAAUGCAGCAGUGGAGACACUAUCGGUUGAUUUAGAGAUCCCUUAAACUCCUCGUUCCAUCAUGUCUUCUGAAGAGAUGUAUUUCACGUAUAAUGGACUGCUGCUGCCCAGCGAGACUCACUCCUUGGAGAGCCUGAAGUUUGCGGACGAAUUCACGUUUAAAGAUGACGACGUCGUGGCUGCUACGUAUCCGAAGACAGGUACUAUCUGGAUGCAGGAGAUCCUCCCUCUGGUGCUGAAUGGUGGAGAUCUGACACCGAUCCAAACCAUCCCCAACUGGGACAGGGUGCCCUGGUUGGAGGAGAAAAGAUUAGCAGUGGUUGUUGAUAGAUUAACUUCUCCACGGGCGAUGGUCACACAUUUUCCUUACCACCUCAUGCCCCCCUCCUUCCACGCCUCCAAAGCCAAGGUGAUCUAUGUCAUGAGGAACCCAAAGGACGUCAUGGUGUCCUCAUACUACUUCCACCAGAUGGCCGGAUUCCUCAAAGAUCCAGGAACAUUUGAUGAGUUCAUGGACACAUUCUUGGAGGGCAAAGUGCUGUUUGGAAAAUGGACAGACCACGUGAAGAGCUGGAGGCACACAGAGCUGGGAGAUCGAAUAAUGUACAUCACAUAUGAAGAAAUGGUUCAGGACCUUCCUGCAGUUCUCAGGAUUAUGUCAGACUUCCUGGGCCGUAACCUGAGUGAGGAAGUCAUACAGAAGAUAGCAGAACAUUGCUCCUUCAAGGCAAUGAAGGUCAACACAAUGUCUAACUUCAACAUGGUCCCAAAGGUACUGAUGGACAGCGACAAAUCUCCUUUUCUCAGGAAAGGUGUUGUUGGGGACUGGAAAAACCAUUUCAACCCGGAGCAGCUGGCCAGAUUCACAUCAGUCAUCCGCAAAGAGCUGGAGAACGAGAGCUUCUCUCUGCCUUGGAGCUUGGAUUGAACAGCAGCUGAAAUAAAAUCAAGGCAUAUCAGGCAUGUGGGAAUUUGGUACAAUGUGUUAGUUAUGGUUUUAAUAUCAGUCAUAUGACGAAAAGCAUUUGAUAUACGUUCUACAUUUUUACAUAACAAGAAACUCCUUUGCAUUUGUUAACUGGAUAAAUAUUUUCUCAUUCAAAAAAUUGAAAGAACAUUGAUCAUCUACAGAAAAGACCUCUUCGUACUGGGAUGCAGAAAUCUUUACUGACCACAAGAGGUGAUUGUCUCAGUUGACCGUUGUGACUCCCCUGUCGUCUGCAGUGUGGACAGACUCCUGUCAGCUAAUAGGGCCUUAUAGCUCUAUGGCUGAAUGGGCUACUUGCUAACAGCAGCUAGUCGAUACAGCCAAAGAUAACUACAGCAGAGGGUAUGUAGUGAGCAGCAAUAAUAGGUUAUUCAGCCCUCUUAAGUUUUGGUGCUACCCUUCGAAUCAUGUCAAUUUCGUACAAAUGACACCUUUAAUCUACCCCGGAUGUAGAUGUUGCAUUUACAAAAAACACAUCCCCGUAAUUUGUUUUAAGGUACCAACAAGGAAAUGCUGCUACAACAAGCUCACAGCUGAGCUUCUUCCACCCUCAAGCUCCGGGACCAGACAGAUUUCAUGAUUGGACGCACAAUGUUCUUCUUGCUAGCUUGCAUUAUAUCCCUACACAAUGUCACUUUUGUACAGUAAAUGUUUUGGUGCUAAUUACUGCAUGAUUUACUUGUAAUUUUUUUCUACUACUACUACUACUACUACUACUACUACUACUACUACAGUCUUUUGCUAAGUAAUAACAGAUUCUCAUGAGGCAGUCUUGCAUAGUUACAAGUUUCCCAUCAGUGUCAAUCUGUCCAAUAAUUUACACCAGGAAACAGAAGGAUCAGAAACGUAGUUUGUUAAUUUAUUGUUGAGUUUGAUUGAUUUGUUUUCUUUGUAUUGAGCUGUCAAAUUUCUACUUUUACUCAGUAUUUUAAACAUUUAGUGAAGUCUGUAUUGACUGAUCACAUGUUGUCAUUAUUAGGGCGUUUCACAUUAGAGUUCACUGUUAUUGAAUUAUUACUGGACUGAUUUGCAUUCCUUCAAUAUCUCAGUUGCGAUUGUUGUAUGCUUCCUUAGACUUUUAAGAAUACAUUGGAAUAAAAGUCUACUUGGUCA
Acanthopagrus latus (yellowfin seabream) is the source of this 2275-nucleotide messenger RNA. It is a transcript of the gene sult2st3, whose product is annotated as sulfotransferase family 2, cytosolic sulfotransferase 3. NCBI's taxonomy places the organism in Eukaryota, Metazoa, Chordata, Actinopteri, Spariformes, Sparidae. The record is from RefSeq and is a predicted model, not a curated record. Gene Ontology annotation, biological process: sulfation. Gene Ontology annotation, molecular function: sulfotransferase activity. The coding region runs from base 236 to 1102 and encodes 288 amino acids. The transcript is spliced from 6 exons. Gene Ontology annotation, cellular component: cytoplasm.